Neurospora tetrasperma FGSC 2508 is the source of this 480-nucleotide messenger RNA. RefSeq lists its product as uncharacterized. The record is from RefSeq and is a predicted model, not a curated record. The transcript has 17 exons. NCBI's taxonomy places the organism in Eukaryota, Fungi, Ascomycota, Sordariomycetes, Sordariales, Sordariaceae. Bases 1 to 480 code for a protein of 159 amino acids.
AUGAGUGGUCUACCACAACAGGAGCUCAGCAAAGAAUGGACCCUGGCAGCCUGGAACCUCGUACCUUUAUCGGUAGGCGUAGCGGUGAAAAUCGGUGACAAAGGGGAGGCAGAUCAUGUGAAGAAAAUCAUCUUUAAGGAAGUUUACAAGAGGAGAGGAGAAAUUUCUCUACGUAGGCUUGCAAGAAGAAAAGCAAAUCGCGAAGCAAAUUGCAAAGUGAGAAAAAUUGAGAUAAAAGGCAAAUUAGUGAGGCAAAUUAGGUUUAUAAGUGAACUAAUACUAUUAAAAUUAUUAUUACUAAAACUAAUGUUACCCUAUUUUGAAUUUUUGAAGCUCAAUUCGAAGCUAGACCUAGUACCCCUAAAACGAAGAGAUCGGUUUACUUUUAAAUUCCAAAAGGCCCUCUUCCAAAUCUUUAAAAAGAAGAAUAAAAUUCAAAUAGGAGAAGAAAGCCUAAACCAAUUAAAUAAGAAUAGUUAA